Coturnix japonica (Japanese quail) is the source of this 1924-nucleotide messenger RNA. It is a transcript of the gene SLC25A33, whose product is annotated as solute carrier family 25 member 33. Gene Ontology annotation, cellular component: mitochondrion. Gene Ontology annotation, molecular function: pyrimidine nucleotide transmembrane transporter activity. Gene Ontology annotation, biological process: pyrimidine nucleotide import into mitochondrion. NCBI's taxonomy places the organism in Eukaryota, Metazoa, Chordata, Aves, Galliformes, Phasianidae. The record is from RefSeq and is a predicted model, not a curated record.
GCGGAGGGGCUGCUCCCGAGGGGAGCUCGGUGGCCGUAAGAACGGAGGCCGGCUCCGCUCCCAGCUCCCGAUGCGCUCUAAGGGCUCGCGGUUCGCGGUGCCGCGGCGAUGGGCUGCUUUUAAUUCAAAAUCUCGUUCGGCUGGGUUCGGUUCUGGCUCGGUGCUGCCUUGCCGGCCCGGUGCGCGGUGAUGGGCCGUGGCCGCACGGAUGGAGGGAUGUGGCGGAACAGUUGGCGCCAUCUUUACUUGUCCCUUAGAAGUAAUAAAGACGAGGCUCCAGUCUUCAAAACUAGCCUUUCGGACUGUCUAUUACCCACAAGUCCAGCUUGGGACCAUCAGUGGUGAAGGAAUGGUCAGGCCAACAUCUGUUACACCUGGGCUCUGUAGUGUUCUUAAGUCGAUUCUGGAAAAAGAAGGACCAAGGUCACUCUUCCGAGGUCUGGGUCCAAACUUGGUUGGAGUUGCACCAUCGAGAGCUGUCUAUUUUGCAUGCUACUCCAAAGCCAAAGAGCGAUUUAAUGGCAUUUUUGUACCCAACAGCAACAUUGUGCACAUCUGUUCUGCAGGUUCUGCAGCCUUUAUCACAAAUUCCCUGAUGAAUCCUAUAUGGAUGGUGAAAACCAGAAUGCAGCUGGAACGAAAAGUCAGAGGUUCAUAACCAAUGAAUGCACUGCAGUGUGCCAGAUAUGUUUACCAGAUGGAAGGUAUCCGUGGUUUCUAUAGGGGCCUGACUGCCUCCUAUGCUGGGAUUUCUGAGACCAUUAUCUGCUUUGCUAUUUAUGAAAGUUUAAAAAAGCACUUAAAGGAAGUCCAGCUGCUCUCUUCUUCUCCUAAUGGAACCGAAAGGAGCUCCACAAACUUCUUUGGACUGAUGUUUGCUGCUGCUGUUUCCAAGGGCUGUGCCUCAUGUAUUGCUUAUCCACACGAGGUCAUACGGACACGACUGCGAGAAGAAGGCACGAAGUACAAGGCGUUCAUUCAGACAGCACGGCUGAUAGCACGUGAGGAAGGCUAUCUUGCCUUCUAUAGAGGACUUUUUGCCCAGCUUAUCCGGCAAAUACCAAACACAGCCAUUGUGUUGUCCACGUAUGAGUUAAUUGUGUAUCUGUUAGAAGACCGUGUAAAGUAGCAGAGCCAAGACUGCUGCUACUGACUGUAGACCAAUUUCUUCAUUGAACAAAUUGUCCUUAAUGACUGAUACAGGUUACAUUGUUGGUGGAAGAACUACAGGUCUGUGAUCACCUGCUGGAUGUUUUCCUUUUGGAUUCAUGCUUUCUGAAAGGUUUUGAGUUGUUAACAUUAAUAGUUAAUUAUAACUUUUUUUUUUUUUUUAACUUAAUGAUAAUUAAGCAGCUACUAAAUUAAAUUACACUAUUUAAUUUAAGUAUAUGUUUGUCCUUUUCCUUAAGCACAGCCAUUGUGGUCUAGGAAUGUACCUCAUACCAUCAAGUGGUCUCUUGGACUGAUGUUCAUUAAAACUGUAUUAAAACUGAAGAAUUGGCUUGGAAGUUUGAAACUUAGUCUUCCUACCACUACUGUCGUGUCAUUUUUUAGCACUACUUUCUACUGUGGAGCUGUUUUUUCUGUUGGAUUUUCCUUAUUUUUUGGUGCUAGGAACCUGGAAAGUAGAAGAGAGGAUAAGAUUGGUCUCAAAUGCUACAGACUGUGAAUGCAGUUCUGGAUUUCACGGCAUUCAAGAAUAAUUUAUUUCAUGUCUUUGUAGAGCAGCACUGCUAGUGGAACUGAGAACUGUUAUCUCUUGGUCAUGUCACUGGAGUUACCACCAAAAAACCCAUAAAGCCUGUGUAGAUAUUUUCUUUGUCAUCAUUUGAUUUCUUUAGAGAAUGAAAUAAGAAGGAUCUGCCGGUCUUGUGCAACAGUGCUCACAUUUCCCAUUAACACAAUAUCUGCCCACCCCCCCCCC